AUGUCGGCCACGGCUGGGGAGGACGCGGGCGACCGCAAUGUGGAAAUCUGGAAGAUAAAGAAGCUGAUCAAGAAUUUGGAACUUGCACGAGGUAAUGGAACUUCAAUGAUCUCUCUGAUCAUUCCUCCACGUGAUCAAAUCCCGCGAGUUGCUCGAAUGUUGGCCGAUGAGUACGGGACUGCGUCGAACAUCAAAUCGCGAGUGAAUCGACUCUCCGUGCUUGCAGCUAUCACAUCUGUACAAGGGCGUUUGAAGCUAUACACUAAAGUACCACCAAACGGACUUGUUAUCUACUGUGGAACGAUUUUGACGGAUGAGGGUAAAGAAAAGAAAGUCAACAUUGAUUUCGAGCCGUUCAAGCCCAUCAACACCUCACUCUACUUGUGCGACAACAAAUUCCACACUGAGGCUCUCCAAGCUCUCCUUACCGAUGAUACAAAGUUCGGCUUCAUCAUUAUGGACGGAAACGGGGCUCUCUUCGGAACUCUACAAGGAAAUGCUCGAGAAGUCCUUCACAAAUUCAACGUCGAGUUGCCAAAGAAGCACGGGCGAGGAGGUCAAUCAGCGCUUCGAUUUGCUCGUCUGCGAAUGGAGAAACGACACAAUUACGUUAGAAAAGUUGCCGAAAUUGCCGUUGAGAUGUUCAUCAAAAGUGAUAAGGUAACUGUUGCUGGACUUGUCCUUGCCGGAUCGGCUGAUUUCAAGACUGAACUUGGACAAUCCGAUAUGUUUGAUCAAAGGCUACAAGUGAAAAUCAUCAAAACAGUCGACAUUUCCUAUGGAGGCGAGAACGGAUUCAAUCAAGCGAUAGAAUUGGCCGCCGACUCGUUGGCAAACGUGAAGUUCAUUCAGGAAAAGAAGCUAAUCCAAUCGUAUUUCGAUGAGAUCAGUCAGGAUACCGGCAAAUAUGUGUACGGUGUUAAAGACACACUACAAGGACUCGAAAUGGGUGCCAUUGAAACAUUGAUAUGCUGGGAAAAUUUGGAUAUCAUGCGAUACAAACUUCGAAGCAACAGUGGAGAUGACAAAGUUCUCAACUUGCGUCCCGAAGAAGAGAAGGACAAGUCGCAUUUCAUGGACAAAGAUACGAACACCGAAUUGGAGCUGGUUGAGUCGAUGUCUCUACUGGAGUGGCUUGCCAACAACUACAAGACUUUCGGAGCGGCUCUCGAAAUCGUCACCGACAAGUCACAAGAGGGCGCGCAGUUCGUCCGCGGAUUUGGAGGCAUUGGGGGCCUUCUUCGAUAUCGCCCACCGUUCGCGUUCUUCGGUGCAUAUCCCUUCGACUGCACUCUGGCCAGUGAGAAACCAUUCCACAACAACACGGGGCCAUUUUGCAGUACCGGUUUCGCUCACGGG
This is a messenger RNA of Mesorhabditis belari, 1359 nucleotides long. Lineage: Eukaryota; Metazoa; Nematoda; Chromadorea; Rhabditida; Rhabditidae. The record is from the annotation of a GenBank genome assembly.